UACAAGCGGAACUACGUAGCUAAUACUGUUGUAACAGGGAUCCUUAUUGUAGCAACACACUGUUGGAGGGAAGGCAAUCCUGCGCUGCUAGUUAGCUAAGUUUUCAUGUCAUCGGGUGUAGUUCAUAAAGGUUGAAGAGUGUAUGUUAGGAUGAAGUUUGAAUUCAUGCCAGGAAUAAUACGUGUGAAGUUUGAUUUCCUCCCUUCUGUAUAAGCAGCCAAUUAGUUCUCACGGAAGGUGAUAAUUCUGACUAAAACUACAGAAUAAAGCCGCCAGUUAAAAUCAAGGAAUGGUUGUGCUCGUGGUUACUGAAGGGAGCUACAGUGAGAACUCAAUGCUCUUCACGAACAAGAGAGAAAGAAGAAUCUCAUCCAGCUGUAAAACGUCUACAAGAUUCCCAAAUCCUGGUAGACCCUGUCAUCUGCCAGAUAAGAGUUUUGCACCUACCUGCAAACUAAGAAGAAAAUCUCCACAUAAGGAAGCAUCGUGAGGCUACAUAAGGUCAAGACUAACAGGAAAUUCAGACAUGCAAGUACAAGUCAAGGUGUUUGAAGGUGGUCCUAGCCUUGUGAACAGCUAAUAAGAGACUUUAAGAUUACAAUUCGUAAGGACUGGAGAUAGUUGUCUAUUUCAUAAAGACUCUGGUAUUAUGUAUUUGCUCUUUCUAUCUUAAUUAAUCGCUGGUAUGUGUAUUACUGGAAAGGGUCAGCGUACACCUAUUAAUUCUAUUUUCACCUGUAAGUUAAUAGUGUAAUUGUUUGGUAAGGUGUUUGUUCAAGCCUUUGUUACAAGCAUUAUACAUGUUUAUACCACGUACUAAGGUUUAAAUUACAGCGAAUUAGAGUAUAAAUCACCUACUCACUUAUCCAAACCUUAGCUCGAAUUGAUUUGACUUGACUUAGAAUGUCAGAAAGAGGUAGUUUCACUAAAGGUGAUAGAAAUGGGGUGGGUCAAGUUGAGCAGCUGCAGCAACACCUCACAAACUUCGAGCCUUCAUCAGAACAAACAGAACAGCAGGAAGAGGCCCAGACUGGUGUGGAGUCACUUCGGCCAGUGAAUGAUGAUACAGAGGCUGCUAAUGAGAUAGCACAACAAGAGCCACGAAAAGGUGAGAUGGUCCGUAGGUUAACUGAAAAGGGCAGAGAACUGCGCAACGAAAGAUGGAGACAGCUCGAACAUCGUUUCAGGGUCAGCUAUGAGAAGUGGAAGACUCUAGUAAAGGAAGCAAAACUGUCACUGACAGGCUGUUGCUCUGAAGACCUACUAGAAGACCUCUUAAACAAGAUUAGCCAUACCUCUACAGAGCUAAACCUUGUCUAUGUAAAUUUGCGUCAAAUCGACAUUCCCGACAACGAUAUACGACGCAGAGUUGAUACUUGUGAAGCAGUUACAAUGUCUAUUAUCAAGACUGUAAGGUGUCAUUUAAAAGGCAGGGAAGAAGGUCAAAGUAACCAGAUAGAGUUGCACUGGAAGGACAGCAAUUCCUUGUGCAUGUCCGAACUCUCACAUAAGUCAAGUCUCAACUAUCAGCACUCAAGUGCUUCCUCCCAGUCUCAAAGCAACUCAAAGGUCAACUCCAGACGCUCAAGCGUGUCAUCUGUCAAGAGACAAGAGGCUGUGGCGGAAGUUGCUGCUAACCAAGCAGCUUUAGAAGUAAUGGUUAAGCAAGAACGCCAACUAGAAGAGCUUCAGAGACUUGAAGAUGAAGAUAAGAAGAGGACAGCGGAGCAAGAAGCUGAGGCUGUGAAACGCAGCUUAGAAGAAGCUAGGCUGCGAGUCAAGUUAGAGGUAGAAAAUGCUGCCAGACGAAGGACACUAGAAGACAAGCGUAGAGAGUUAGAGCGCCUAGAAGUGCUCAAGAAACUAAAUGCUGCCAAGGCGCGAAUGCAUGUGUAUGAGCAAGAUGAAAACUCAGAGGACGAGAAGAGAGAACUACUCUAACUGCAAAUCUGUGAAAGAAGUCAUGCACAGAAGAGGCUCAUUUCACAGUCUCUCACCACAACAUGUUGUGACAAGCACACAACAAGAAGACGGCACCAAGACCAUGUUCAGGUUACUAGCGGAAUCCAUCAGUGAAAGCCUCCUCCCCAUACCAGAACCAGUAACAUUCAAUGGAGAACCACUCUUGUUCACUGACUGGAAGGUCUCUUUUCAGACUCUGAUAGACAGGGAGAACAUACCAGCAACUGAGAAGAUAUAUUACUUGAGAAAAUAUAUUGGUGGGCCUGCCAAGAAAGCCAUCGAAAGUUACUUUAUGUUAGGAACAGAGUCAGCCUACUAUGCUGCAUGGACCAUUCUUGAAGAAAGGUAUGGAAACAAACAGCUUCAAGGAAUACCAUUGUGCCCUGCCAGAAGCUGUCUGGUUUGCAGGUUAGAGGGCUUUACUUGGAGAAGAAAAUCCCUCUGCCAACGACCUACUCGAGAGAGUUUAUUCCUGCAAACAGAUCAUAUUCUUACUCCAGAGACUGCAAGAGCAUGGUCUCAUCUUGAACACAUUGCAGAGGAGAUUGCUCCUCAACAGAGCUGUGAUGUCGGUCUCUUAAUUGGCUACAACUGCUCCCAGGCUCUCCUUCCAAGAGAAAUUGUGUCUGGUAAGGGAAAUCAGCCUUUUGCUCAGAGAACAGAUCUUGGCUGGAGCAUAGUCGGCUAUGGAAAUCCAUGUAUCGACUAUGGCAACCCUAUUGGAGUGAGUCAUCGGGUUAUCGUUAGAUAGGUGAUGCCAAGCCUUCAAUCUUUUACCAACCUCACAAAUCAAGUACACUAUGUUUGUAGAACACGUGUAAGAGAGGUAAUCACAACACGGGACAUUAUCAAGACGCCUGAAUCUGACUUCAACGAGAGAGCUGCAGAAGAGGACCUCAUAUCUCAAGAGGAUAUCCAGUUCCUGAAGAAAAUGAAAGAGGGCAUCAGACGUAAGGACAAUGGACAUUAUGAGAUGCCGCUGCCAUUAAAGGAAGAAAGACCCAAUCUGCCAAACAAUAAAACAUGUGCAGUUCACCGACUCAAGUGCCUGGAAAGGAGGCUAAGGAGAGACAAGCAGUACUACAAGGACUACACAGCAUUCAUGGAAGAGACUAUAGCUUGUGGAGAUGCUGAGAAGGUCUCUAAAGAGGAAAUUAACAAGCAUCCAGCAUGGUACAUCCCGCACCAUGGUGUUUAUCACCCACAAAAGCCUGGGAAGAUACGAAUCGUCUUUGACUGCUCAGCUAAGUUUCGAGAGACGUCCUUGAAUGAUCAUCUCCUUACCGGUCCAGAGUUGACAAACACAUUGCUGGGCGUCCUUUGUCAUUUUCGUAAGGGUCCAGUUGCAAUCAUGUGUGACGUAGAGCGCAUGUUCCACCAGUUUCAUGUGAAAACAGAAGACCAAGAUUACCUACAGUUCCUUUGUUGGGAGAACGGAGAUCUAGAGUCUCAACCCUCAGUGUAUCGUAUGAAGGUCCACUUGUUCGGCGCAGCUUCAUCUCCUGGUUGCACCAACUAUGGUCUCAAACAUCUUGCUGCCGAAGGACGAGGAAGCUUCAGCGAGAAGUCUAUCCAGUUCAUAGAAAGGAACUUUUAUGUUGAUGAUGGGUUGAGCGUAUCGUCUGAAGCUGAAGCGGCCCAGCUGGUGAAAGAAGCAAGAGAGCUUUGCAGCAUCGGCAAACUUCGGUUGCACAAGUUUAUCUCUAACAGAAAGGAAGUUAUAGCCACAAUUCCCAAGGAAGAACGUGCCGAGGGUGCCAAAGACCUGGAUAUGGCUCUGGGUGAACCACACAUGGAGAGAGCGCUUGGUGUACUGUGGUGUGUCGCAUCAGAUGAGUUCCAGUUUAGAGUAGUUGUCAAGGAACGCCCACUCACAAGAAGAGGAGUGUUGUCUACAGUAGCCUCUGUAUAUGAUCCGCUUGGGUUUGUGGCACCCUUUGUCCUGGCAGGGAAGCUUGCAGCAGGAUGUGUCGUGACAAAAUCAACUGGGAUGACCCCUUCCAGAUGA
Molecule: messenger RNA, 3970 nt
Organism: Oncorhynchus masou masou (cherry salmon)
Lineage: Eukaryota; Metazoa; Chordata; Actinopteri; Salmoniformes; Salmonidae
Exons: 2
Coding region: 2717-3970 (417 amino acids)
Source: RefSeq, a predicted model, not a curated record